AUGGCCCCUAGAGUCCAUGGAACAAGAGAAGGCAGCAGCUACAGUUCCCAGACACAUCCUGAGGAUCCUGCCCUAGUUCAGAAGAGCUACCAAUGCCCAGUAUGUGGGAAAAGCUUCCAGCGGAGCCCCAACCUUCUCACUCACCAAAGAAUCCACACCGGGGAGAGGCCUUACCAAUGCCCGCAGUGUGGAAGGUGCUUUAGUCAGCAGUCAAGCCUCACUAUCCACCAGAGAAUCCACACCGGGGAGCUGCCUUACCCCUGCCCGCAGUGUGGGAAGCGUUUCCGCCAGAGUUCGAACCUCCUGAAACAUAAGCAGCUCCACGCAGGCGUGAGGCCUCACCUGUGUUCAGAAUGCGGGAAGAGUUUUGCUCAGCGCUCAAACCUUCUCACCCACCAGCGGGUUCAUACUGGGGAAAUGCCUUUCCUGUGUUCCGAAUGCGGGGAAACCUUCAGGCAGCACCGGAGCCUCCUUCUCCACCAGAGGCUCCACAAGGAAGACGGAUCUUGGGGCUACAACUGCCCCGAGUGUGGGAAAACCUUCUCUCAGAGUUCAGACCUGGCGAAGCAUCUGAGAGUCCACACAGGGGAGAUGCCGUACAGCUGCCUCUACUGCGGGAAAAAGUUCCGCUACGUUUCGAACCUGAACCGGCACAGGAGAACCCACACCGGGGAGAAGCCCCAUGCGUGCCGGCAGUGCGGAGAGUGCUUUAGCCACUUGUCCAGCCGGAAUAUGCACGAGAAGGUCCACACGGGCGAGAGGCCGUAUGGUUGCGCUGAAUGUGGGAAGAGAUUCAUUUCCAGCUCCAAGCUCGUCAGGCACCUGAAAAUCCACUCAAAGGAGAUGUCCUAUAUCUGCAGCGAGUGUGGGGAAAACUUCCUUUGCCAUCCAAACCUCAUGAGACACCAGCAAGUCCACAGGCCUCGCAGCUCCCGUUUAAAAGGAAAGCCAAGUCGAUGA
Messenger RNA from Euleptes europaea (tarantolino), 960 nucleotides. Its product is annotated as zinc finger protein 239-like. Gene Ontology annotation, cellular component: nucleus. The transcript has a single exon. The record is from RefSeq and is a predicted model, not a curated record. Bases 1 to 960 code for a protein of 319 amino acids. NCBI's taxonomy places the organism in Eukaryota, Metazoa, Chordata, Lepidosauria, Squamata, Sphaerodactylidae.